Rhizopus microsporus ATCC 52813 is the source of this 1095-nucleotide messenger RNA. RefSeq names its product RNA-binding domain-containing protein. The transcript is spliced from 4 exons. The record is from RefSeq and is a predicted model, not a curated record. NCBI's taxonomy places the organism in Eukaryota, Fungi, Mucoromycota, Mucoromycetes, Mucorales, Rhizopodaceae. Gene Ontology annotation, molecular function: RNA binding. The coding region runs from base 14 to 1057 and encodes 347 amino acids.
CACAUAUAAAACCAUGAGCGGAUUAGUUGCUGCAGAAAAAAUAGACAACCAUUUAGAUGACUUAUUUAAGCACUCUGCUGGUAAAAGCGAGAUCGCCGUAAAGCCUAUAUUACCACAAGAUCUACUGGCAAAAGCAGAGAAAAAGAGAAAAAAUCAAGAAAAGAAGGAAGGAAAUAGAGCGUUUAUAGGAUUUCAAAAGGCAAAAGAAUUACUAGCACAAAAGAGAAAAGCAGAACAAGCAACAGUAGAAGAAGAAGGACCAGAAAAGAAAAAGAAAAAGGUCCUGACAGAAGAAGAAAAGUUAGAAAAGGAAGAACGAACAGUGUUUAUAGGCAACCUGUCAGUUGCUUGUGUUGAGAAGGAAGGAUAUAGACAGCUCAAGUCAAAAUUUAAAGAAUUUGGUAAAAUCGAAUCCAUUCGUUUCCGAUCCGUUGCAUUUUCACAACCCAUGAACCGUAAAGCAGCCUUUCUUGCUCGUAAACUUCAUUCAGAUCGCGAUGUCUUAAACGCUUACAUUGUCUAUGAAAAGAAGGAAUCAGUUGACAAGGCUGUUGAGUUGAAUGGUACUGUAUUUAUGGAAAAACAUUUACGUGUUGAUGCCGCAACAAAGAGUAGACAGCAUGAUCGUAAACGAUCUGUGUUUCUUGGUGGAUUACCUUUUGAUAUUGAAGAAGAAGAACUGUGGGAGUUCUUUAAAGAGUGUGGCGAUAUCGAAUUUGUACGUACCAUUCGUGAUCCUAAAACGAAUGUAGGCAAAGGGUUUGGUUAUGUGCAAUUCAAAGAUCGUGAUAGCGUUGAAGCCGCAUUGAAUUUGGAGAAAAAGAUUCGUGAUAAGGUCAAGAUUCGUAUCCAACGUUGUAAGGUUUCCGUAUCCGAGGGAGGUAUACCUGAAAAGAAACCAAAAAAGAAAGGAAAGAAACCUGUCAAGGCAUCUGGUAAGGCUGGUAAACCUUUACCUAAUCCAAAGCGUCAUGAAGGUACUCGUGCUACCAAGGAUAGCGGUAAUAAAUUCAAAUUAAUCAAGACAAGUAAAAAGAGACAAGGAAAGAAAAAAUAAAUAAAGAGAUUUCUUUAAACAAUAGCUCGUUUCUUUUU